Messenger RNA from Rhinocladiella mackenziei CBS 650.93, 270 nucleotides. RefSeq lists its product as uncharacterized. The record is from RefSeq and is a predicted model, not a curated record. The transcript has a single exon. The coding region runs from base 1 to 270 and encodes 89 amino acids. Lineage: Eukaryota; Fungi; Ascomycota; Eurotiomycetes; Chaetothyriales; Herpotrichiellaceae.
AUGGCCAUAUAUGGGUUCCUUUGCUUCAUCAAUAGUGCCAUAUGGUCGAGCAAUGCCCUCGGCCUGUCCAUUGCCAUCACGUCUCCUCUCAGAGUCAAUAUCGAGAUUCGAGUAAUCGGCCUAGCACAUAUGAACGGUCUGGGUGGAUUGACUCAACGCCAUGGAAGUGCCCUGUUUCCUGCGAAAGAUGCACCGGCAUCCCUGGCAGAUUUUUACCCAACCGCACAUUCUCUUUACUCCGUUGCGACUUCCAAUAUAUUGGAGUCUUGA